GGAAACUCAGACUUCCACACAUCUUGGAAGGGGUGUCGAGCUGUGGGAGAGAUGUGCCAGCCUCAGCCACUGCUGGCCCUGCUGCUCCUGCUCUCCUGCCCAUGGGCCAGUGCCAGUGCUCUACAGGGUCAGAUUGUGGGGGGCCAUGAGGCGCAGCCCCACUCCCACCCUUACAUGGCAUACCUGAAGAUAGGGGUGUCUGCCUGUGGGGGCUUCCUGGUGGCCCCUGAGUGGGUGAUGACAGCUGCACACUGCAUGGGGAAUAUCACAGUCAUCCUGGGGGCUCACGACAUCCACAAACCAGAAAAAACCCAGCAGGUCCGGGGAGUUCUCAGCUACCACAAGCACCCUGAAUACGACCCUGAGGCCGUGCUUAAUGACAUCAUGUUGCUCAAGCUGACAUCAAAGGUCACUCUCAAUGACUAUGUCAAGACCAUUCCACUGCCCAAGACCAGCAGUGACCUCCCCACAGGCACUAAGUGCUGCAUCGCCGGCUGGGGUCUGAUUGAUGACGACCGAGCGACCAACAAGCUCUUUGAAACCAAAGUCUCCAUCUACAGCCGCAGGAAAUGCAUCCUCUUCUAUCCACAUCUUGACACUGGCAUGGUCUGUGCCGGCAGCUUCCACCAGCUGAAGGAUUCCAGCCAGGGAGAUUCUGGUGGGCCCUUGGUAUGCAAUAAAGUGGCACAAGGCAUUGUUUCCUUUGGGUAUGAUGCCCCACCUGGGGUCUACACCCGCAUCUCCAACUACCUGCCCUGGAUCAAAAAAGUCAUGAAGAAGUAGCUGCAGCCACGGCACUCGCUCCAGCUCAGAUGUGGCCCUGGAGACUGCAAUGGCUUCCUUCCUGUCCCUGCUAAAGGUUCUACUCCCUCCUCUCUCCUUGGGAACCCAAGUGACUUGGUGCACGUGAGGAUCCUCUUCAUUCUGUUCUGAGGCUGCUGGCUGUCCCAUUCCCUGCCCAUCUCAGGCAGCCACUUCAGGGCCAUAUUAAACACCCUGACAGAGGCAAGGAUAGUCCCUGAUGGCAUAGAAAGAGGCAGUGCCACAACAGACCUCAUUUCCUUCAGAGAUAACACUGUCCCCUCUUGAACCUUGCUGUACUUAAAACAUCCACAGUAAACUCAAAGCUGCAUUU
Neopelma chrysocephalum (saffron-crested tyrant-manakin) is the source of this 1135-nucleotide messenger RNA. RefSeq names its product cathepsin G-like. Gene Ontology annotation, biological process: proteolysis. The transcript is spliced from 5 exons. NCBI's taxonomy places the organism in Eukaryota, Metazoa, Chordata, Aves, Passeriformes, Pipridae. The coding region runs from base 52 to 783 and encodes 243 amino acids. Gene Ontology annotation, molecular function: serine-type endopeptidase activity. The record is from RefSeq and is a predicted model, not a curated record.